Trifolium pratense (red clover) is the source of this 3414-nucleotide messenger RNA. Its product is annotated as potassium transporter 3. The record is from RefSeq and is a predicted model, not a curated record. Gene Ontology annotation, molecular function: potassium ion transmembrane transporter activity. The transcript has 10 exons. NCBI's taxonomy places the organism in Eukaryota, Viridiplantae, Streptophyta, Magnoliopsida, Fabales, Fabaceae. Gene Ontology annotation, cellular component: membrane. Gene Ontology annotation, biological process: potassium ion transmembrane transport. Bases 551 to 2929 code for a protein of 792 amino acids.
ACGAAGAGCUGGAUUGAAACCAUGGCCAUUUCUAUUGUUGGAAGUUUCAUUUUGUUAAUUGAGUAAAUAAAAAAAAAGGAAAAUAAUCGUUUGUUAGUUUGUUACAACAAAAUUCAACCCAGUUUACAAUGGGAGAAGAAACAGAGUCCCUUAAACAGUUUAACUGAUUCAAUUCAACGCUCUCUCUCUUUCAAACCCAAAAUAAGAAAGAACAAACUCUUCUCUGUUUCGCUAUGAGCUCUAGCGAUGCGAAUAUACAACGAGGUUCAUCAACAACGACGAAGUGACAAUUACCAUCAGAAACUCACACACAACAAGUCUUGGGUUGGAACCCGGGUGAAACUGUAUGUCCAGCCUAGCAGCAUUUGACGGUCGAGUUAGACCACAAAUAAUUUGUAACGGAAAAAUUCCUCAAAUAAAAAAAUUGUUAUCAGCAUUUUUCAAAGGCCAGUUUGCAAUGGGAGAAGAAAUAUUCCCUUAAACUAAUUCAAUUCAACGCUCUCUCUCAAAACCGAAAAAAAACUCUUCUCUGUUCUGUGUUGGUUUCACAAUGAGCUCAAGCGAUGCGAGUAUACAACGAGGUUCAUCAACGACGGUGGAGUGCAAACCUCAAUAUAAAGCACUUUUAUUUUUGACAUACCAGAGUUUGGGCUAUCUGUUUGGUGACAUAAGCCUCUCCCCACUUUAUGUCUAUCAAAGUAUAUUUUCUGGAAGACUGAAUCAUGUUCAAAAUGAGGAUGCAAUAUUUGGCGCAUUUUCUUUGAUUUUUUGGACUCUCUCUAUUAUUUCUUUGUUGAAGUAUGUUGUUUUCAUGUUGAGUGCAGAUGAUAAUGGCGAAGGGGGGACUGUUGCUUUGUAUUCACACCUUUGCAGAAAUGCAAAAUUUAGUUUGCUACCUAAUCAUCAAGCAUCUGAUGAGGAGCUCUCUACAUAUCGCAAACCUGGUUACUCAAAUAGAAAUAUAUCACCCUCAUCUUUGAAAAGAUUCAUUGAAAAACACAAGAGCACAAAAAUUGUUUUGCUUAGUUUUGUUUUACUUGGUGCUUGCAUGGUAAUUUGUUAUGGUGCACUCAUGCCUGCCAUUUCAGUUCUUUCUUCUGUUGAAGGGUUGAAAAUCGAAGCGAAGAUUAAAAACAAUAGUAUGGUGCCUCUUAUUUCUUGUGUUCUACUGGUUGCAAUAUUUGUUCUGCAACACCGUGGCUCCCACACGGUCGCCUUCAUGUUUCCUCCCAUAAUCAUCCUAUGGUUACUGUCUAUUUUCAUGAUUGGCAUUUACAAUGUCAUCAAGUGGAAUCCAAGAAUAUAUCAGGCUCUUUCUCCAUAUUAUAUAUACAAAUUCUUUUCGGUUACAGGAAAAGAUGGUUGGACUAAUCUUGGAGGCGUAUUUUUGUGUGUUACAGGGACUGAAGCUAUGUUUACAGACCUUGGGUACUACAAACAAACCCCUGUAAGGGUUGCAUUUUCUUGUGUCAUUUACCCAUGUCUAAUUCUUCAAUACAUGGGGCAGGCUGCUUUUCUAUCGAAGAAUUUAUCCGCAGUACCUAUAAGCUUUUAUGCUUCUAUUCCAGAUGUCCUCUUUUGGCCGGUAUUUGUGGUGGCUGCUUUGGCAGCAAUAGUUGCAAGUCAGGCUGUCAUCUCUUCGACAUUCUCAAUUGUCCAACAAUGCCAUGCAUUUGAAUGUUUCCCUCGUAUUAAGGCAAUACAUUCCAGAAGGUGGAUUAAUGGUCAGACAUAUAUACCAGAGAUAAACUGGAUUCUUAUGGUAAUCAGCUUGGUUGUGACAGUUGGGUUUGAAAACACGAUCCAUAUAGGAUAUGCUUAUGGGAUUGCAUGUCUGAUUGUGGGAUUUGUGACUACAUGGUUGACUUCACUUGUCAUCCAUCUUGUAUGGCAUCGAAGUCUUAUAGUUGCUGUGGCAUUUCUCUUAUUCUUUGGUUCGAUAGAGGUCCUCUUUCUUUCAUCUUAUUGCAUGAAAAUCCCAAAUGGUGGCUGGCUUCCAAUUGUGCUCUCUGCAGUCUUCAUGGUUGUUAUGUAUGUGUGGCAUUAUGGUUCUAGAAAAAAGUAUUUCUUUGAUAUGCAUAGCAAAGUUUCAAUGAGGGGGAUCCUUACAUUGGGUCCUAGUCUUGGGAUUGUUAGGGUCCCAGGGAUGGGCCUUAUCUAUACCGAAUUGGCUACUGGAGUCCCUGCCAGUUUCACUCAUUUCUUGACAAAUCUACCAGCUUUCUACCAAGUGGUUGUUUUUGUUUGUAUUAAGACUUUGCCUGUGCCUUCUGUGCCCCAAGCAGAACGUUAUCUCAUUGGCCGAAUUGGUCCGAAAUCCUAUCGGUUGUAUCGGUGCAUUGUUCGACAUGGUUACAAAGAUGUUUAUAGCCAUGAAAUUGAUUUUGAAAAUGAAUUGGUGAUGAGCAUAGCAGAAUUCAUUCAAUUGGAAGCUGAAGGUUGUUCUGGAAACCUAGAUGGUAGUGGAGAUGGCCGUAUGGCGGUCGUUAGGACGUCUGGGAAGUUUGGAACAAGAUUGCGAAUGUCAGAAUCUGCUGGUGUUGAAGAAAGCGACAGUAAUAAUCUUCCCGGAGCUUUGACUGUUAGUAGCAGUAAAUCUCCGACAUUGAAGAAGCUGCAGGCCAUGUAUGAGCAGGAAUCACCGGAACUCAACAACACUAGACGGCGGAUUAAAUUUGAGGUUCUAAAUACAAUAUAUAGAGAUCCACAUGUCAAGGAAGAGCUCAUGGAACUUGUGGAAGCCAAGCGUGCUGGAGUAGCAUAUGUAAUAGGCCAUUCUCAUGUAAAGGCCAAGUGGAACUCUUCCUUUGUUAAGAAGUUUGCUGUAAACCUCUACUCUUUUCUUCGAAAAAAUUGCCGCUCCCCUGCUGUUGGACUAAAUAUUCCCCAGACUUGUCUGAUUAAGGUAGGAAUGAAUUACCAUGUCUAGCAUUAAGAUGCUGAAAAUAUCGUGACUGGGGAUGUGAUUCAUGCAAGCCAGAAAAAUGCCACCUCGGCUUCCUCGACCCACAAGAUUAUGCUAAUUUGGUAUAUUCAACUGAUAUAUAUGUCAUUCAAAAAUCUCCUCUUGGCAUGUUGGAAGAAAGAGCCGCAUAUAAUUGCCAAGACUUUUUUGACUUUAUGAUGGCGCUGACAGUAUGUGAAUUACUAAUUCGAGUCUCGUCUGUCUUGAGUCUAGUAUUGUUAAAAAACUUUUCAUGUAUGCAAUUCUAAUGCUACCUUUGUACUUGUAUGGAAAUUUCUUUGGUCAUUUUUGCAAUCGUCUUCAGCGUCAACGAAACUAGGAAAUGAUUUGUAAUAGAAAGAAUGAAAAGUUAUACAUGAACUAUAUACCUGUCACAUGUCCCAGCAGCAUCCAGAUGGUAUUUGAAUUUUUUAUCUAUUUAUUUUGGCAACUACAAAAUUCAUAUUUCA